AUGGACACAGCACGACGAUACUUCUUCGGCCUAAACCCAGAGGAGCAAAAACGCAAAUGCAACUCCCUCCUCCGCUCCAACACCCGCAAACUCGACCGCGACCUCGCGCAACUCAAGACCCUCGAGGCCAAAACCCGCACCUACAUCCUGCAAGCCUCCAAACGCGCCUCCCGCAACCCCUCGCAAGCCACGCAAGCCCGCGCCGAAACGCGCAUCUUCGCCCGCGAACUCCUCCGCGUCCGCAAACAAGAACAACGUCUCGCCACCUCCAAAGCCACGCUCGCGAGCGUGGGCAUGCAAGUCAACGAAGCCUUCGCCAUGCGCAAGAUAGAAGGGAGUAUUAAGAAUAGUACCGGCAUCAUGCGGGACGUCAACUCCCUUGUCCGCUUGCCGGAGCUGAUGGGGACGAUGCGGGAGUUGAGUCAGGAGUUGGUCAAGGCAGGGAUUAUCGAGGAGAUGGUCGAUGAUACUUUGGUGCAACCGGAGGAUGCGUUGGGGGAGGAUGAGGAGGCGGAGGCGGAGGUUGAUAAGGUGUUGGGGGAGAUUUUGAAGGACAGGGUCGCGACGCCGGGGGUCCAGGUACCGGAGAAGCUGGUGGGGACGCAGCCGGUGGAGGAGGAGGAAGAGGAGGAGAUGGGGUCGGAGGAGAUGUUGGCGCAGAUGAGGGGGCGCUUGGAGGCGUUGAAGAGUUGA
Molecule: messenger RNA, 693 nt
Organism: Baudoinia panamericana UAMH 10762
Lineage: Eukaryota; Fungi; Ascomycota; Dothideomycetes; Mycosphaerellales; Teratosphaeriaceae
Exons: 2
Coding region: 1-693 (230 amino acids)
Biological process (GO): protein transport; endosome transport via multivesicular body sorting pathway; late endosome to vacuole transport
Cellular component (GO): ESCRT III complex; multivesicular body
Source: RefSeq, a predicted model, not a curated record